AGCAUAUAAUGCUAACUGUUAUGACUUUGAAAAAAAUAAAUAUUAGUAAGACAAGCAAUAAGAAGGGAUCUUGCGAAAGUUAUUUCAAACGAUCCAAACUUUGCAGGAAAAAAGAAAGAUAGGCUGGAACGAUCUGCUGGCAAGGACUAAACAACCAGCUAAUAAUCAUCAGUGUGAAAAACGAGUACGAUGCUCAGUCAGAGAUAGAUCAAGUUUCUACGCAACAACGAGCUGUACUUCCACAACAGCAACAACGAAUCAUACUUCCUCAGCAGCAGCAACCGCUCAUAGUCUUACAGCAGCAGGGACAGCAGUCUCAGCAGCCGAUUAUUUUGUUUCAGCAACCGCACGAACAACAGCCAUUAGAGCUGCAAGCUCCACAGCAAGAAGAAAUUCUGCUCGAAUUCGAAAGUGGUGUUUCUGAAGAUCCACUGACACAGAUUUCGGAGGUUGCUGUUGCUGGUCCUACUGCAAAGAAAAAUAUAAAGAGAAUUCAAAAUUCCAAGCGUAAAGCUUCCAAAACACGGAGUUCGUCGCAAGUCGCCAACAAUCAAAUGCUGAUCUUGCAAGUUCAACCGUCUACUUCUCAAGAACCUUCUGCGAAACUCGAAAAUGAACUCUCAGACGACGACGUCGACGUGCAAGAUUCCGAACUGAGCGAGGACAUCUUCGUGCGCAUCGACGCCGACCGCUACCGUUGCAACGUCUGUCAGAAAAUCAAGCACGACCGACGCAGCAUACUCAGACACGUCGUUGGUCAACACUCGCAGAUACGGUCGUUCAAGUGCAACCAGUGCGACAAGAGUUUCAAGCGCAAGUAUACCCUGGACAUCCACCAACGCUCGCACGAGCACAAGCCUUCGGACGGUUACAAGUGCGAGAAGUGCGACUACCAUACGCCCUUGAAAACUUCGCUAUAUCAUCACCACUACCGCAUGCAUACCAACGAGUACCGCUUCACCUGCGAACACUGCGGUAAGCGCUGCAAGUUCAAGCGCGAGCUCGUCGACCAUAUGGUCUCCCACAGCGACGAGCGCUACAUGUGCGACAUUUGCGGCAAGCUCUACAAAGGCGAGCAUCUCCUCAGGGCGCACAGGAGAAUUCACCUCGAUCCUUACAAGUUUCCCUGCGCUCUGUGCAAAAAAAAGCUCGCGACGGCGGAAAGCUUGCAGAACCACAUGAAGCUCCACAGUCGAACGUUCGAGUGCGACGAGUGCGGCAUGAAGUUCUCCUGCAAGCCCAAUCUCAUCAAGCACAGGAACGUGCACACGAGGGAGCAGGCUUUCACCUGCCCCGAGUGUGGCAAGGUCUUCGCCGAUCAGGCGACGCAAAAGGUGCACUCGUUGAUUCACGCUGGUUUGAGACCGUACAGAUGCAACGUGUGCGGUCUGGGAUUCACGCAGAGGACGCCGAUGAUGCUGCACUGGAGGAGAAAACAUCCUGGCGAGACGGAGCCGCCACCGCCGGUUUUUUUGAAAAAUAUUCUGAAGAGCAUCGAGGAGCAGAACGGCAAGAAGGCGAGGCUGGAGAACAAGGAGUGACGAGACAAGUUUUGUGAUACUUUCGAAUGAUCAAAGUGUAGAUUAUACAUAUACUCUUUUUUACGUUACAUUUUUUAUAAUUCGUUGAUGCAGGCAUAAUUGCCUUGUAGGAACGAAGAAAAUUAUUAAAAGCUUGUAGAUAUUUACUCA
Molecule: messenger RNA, 1691 nt
Organism: Nasonia vitripennis (jewel wasp)
Lineage: Eukaryota; Metazoa; Arthropoda; Insecta; Hymenoptera; Pteromalidae
Product: oocyte zinc finger protein XlCOF26-like
Exons: 2
Coding region: 555-1541 (328 amino acids)
Biological process (GO): regulation of transcription by RNA polymerase II
Cellular component (GO): chromosome
Molecular function (GO): chromatin insulator sequence binding
Source: RefSeq, a predicted model, not a curated record